AAAGUCACCUGUUUCAUGCUACAUCACAUUGAGGAGCCAUGUUCCCUGGGAGCUCAUGCUGCUGUUAUUGUGCCUCCCACUUGGAUCAUUAAGGUGAAGAAACCUCAGAACUCAUUGAAGACUUCAACACGGCGAAAGAAGAGAACGUCUUUUAAAAGAAAAGCCAGCAAAAGAGGCAAUGAAGUAGGUAUUCAAGAUAACAAGGGUCGGCCAUUUGUGAUAAAGCCUAUCUCCUCUCCACUCAUGAAGCCACUGCUGGUUUUUGUCAAUCCAAAAAGUGGAGGAAAUCAGGGCACCAAGGUUCUCCAAAUGUUUAUGUGGUAUUUGAAUCCACGCCAGGUCUUUGAUCUCUCUCAGGAAGGGCCAAGAGAUGCGCUGGAGCUGUACAGAAAAGUGCCAAACCUGCGGAUCCUGGCCUGCGGCGGGGACGGGACGGUGGGCUGGAUCCUCUCCAUCCUGGAUGAUCUGCAACUCAGCCCCCCGCCUCCUGUGGCUGUCCUUCCGCUUGGCACUGGGAAUGACCUUGCCCGCACCCUCAACUGGGGUGGGGGUUACACAGAUGAGCCAGUGUCCAAGAUCCUGUGCCAUGUAGAAGAUGGGACCAUUGUCCAGCUGGACCGCUGGAACCUCCAGGUUGAGCGCAACCCUGAUUUGCCGCAGGAUGAGUUGGAGGAUGGGGCACGUAAGCUUCCACUCAGUGUCUUCAAUAAUUACUUCAGCCUUGGAUUUGAUGCACAUGUUACACUGGAGUUCCAUGAAUCUAGAGAAGCAAAUCCAGAGAAAUUCAACAGCCGAUUUAGAAAUAAAAUGUUUUAUGCAGGGGCAGCCUUUACAGACUUUCUGCAAAGAAGCUCAAGAGAUUUAUCCAAGCAUGUUAAAGUUGUGUGUGAUGGUACAGACCUGACUCCAAAGAUCCAGGAGCUGAAGUUCCAGUGUAUAGUGUUUUUAAACAUACCCAGGUAUUGUGCUGGCACAAUGCCCUGGGGAAACCCUGGAGAUCAUAGAGACUUUGAACCUCAGCGCCAUGAUGAUGGCUACAUUGAAGUCAUUGGGUUCACCGUGGCCUCACUGGCUGCUCUCCAGGUGGGUGGUCACGGAGAAAGGUUGCAUCAGUGCCGUGAGGUGACACUUUUAACAUACAAGUCUAUUCCCAUGCAAGUGGAUGGCGAACCAUGUCGAUUGGCUCCCUCACUCAUUCGAAUCUCCUUAAGAAACCAAGCCAACAUGGUGCAGAAGAGCAAGAGGAGAACAUCCAUGCCUUUGCUGAAUGAUAUCCAUAAAGUGCAGUCUGCUGACCUGAGGAGAGUCUCAGCUCCCCCCGAUUCCUUCACUGUUCCUCAUUCCAUCCCAGAUCGCCUGCGGAUCAGAGUGAACAGGAUUAAUUUACAAGAAUAUGAGGGGCUACAUUAUGACAAGGAAAAACUCCGGGAAGCUUCCAUUCCCCUAGGAAUUAUAGUGGUACGAGGAGAUUGUGACUUGGAGACUUGUCGUAUGUACAUUGACCGUCUACAAGAGGACCUACAGUCGGUGACUUCUACUACACAGAGAGUUCAUUACCAGGACCAAGAAAGCUCUUUCCCCAGAGUACUUUCUGUUCAGAAGCUCUCUCCUAGAUGGUGCUUCCUAGACGCAACUUCUGCUGAUCGUUUUUACCGCAUUGACAGAUCUCAGGAACAUUUGCACUUUGUGACGGAAAUUUCGCAGGACGAGAUUUUUAUUCUGGACCCAGAGCUGGUAAUGUCACAGCAGGGGGGGACGCCACCAGGAAUGCCUGAUCUGGUAGUGGAGCAGGCCUCUGGAAUAUCGGAUCGGUGGAACCCUGCAGUUCGAAAGAGGAUGCUGAGUGACAGCGGCCUUGGCAAGAUUUCCCCACACUACGAGGUACCUGACAAACAAAAGGACGCCAGCCAGACACAUAUGCUGCAGUCACCGGUCUCUUCAGAAGAUCAAGCACUUUUACAGGCAGUCAUAGCUGGUGAUCUGCUGAAGUUCAUAGAAUGCUGUAAAAAAGGAGCCAAUUUGUUAAUCCAAGGACCUGAUCACUGCUCCUUGUUGCACCAUGCUGCCAAGACUGGGCAUGGUGAGAUUGUGAAAUACAUCCUGGAGCAUGGUCCAUCUGAAUUACUGGACAUGACAGACAGUGAAACGGGUGAGACAGCAUUACAUAAGGCAGCCUGCCAGCGCCAUCGUGCCGUCUGCCAGCUCCUGGUAGAUGCGGGAGCCUCUCUGAGAAAGACGGACUCCAAGGGUAAGACCCCUCGUGACAGGGCUCAGCAAGCUGGUGACCCAGAUCUGGCCUCCUACCUGGACAGUCGACAAAACUACCAAAUGGUUUCCCACGAGGAUCUGGAGACAGCAGUCUGA
Messenger RNA from Gavia stellata (red-throated loon), 2364 nucleotides. RefSeq names its product diacylglycerol kinase iota (gene DGKI). Gene Ontology annotation, molecular function: ATP-dependent diacylglycerol kinase activity; protein binding. NCBI's taxonomy places the organism in Eukaryota, Metazoa, Chordata, Aves, Gaviiformes, Gaviidae. The record is from RefSeq and is a predicted model, not a curated record. Gene Ontology annotation, cellular component: nucleus. The transcript has 27 exons. The coding region runs from base 16 to 2364 and encodes 782 amino acids. Gene Ontology annotation, biological process: diacylglycerol metabolic process; regulation of synaptic transmission, glutamatergic; lipid phosphorylation.